UAAGCUAGGUAUAUAUGUCUUGUACAGCAAAGGGGCCAGAUGAAAGAAGAUUGUAAUGGCGGCGAGGCAAUUGCAGCGUAGACUUGUGUCUCUCUUCCUCACCAAGCAACCUCACCUCCCUCUUCGUAACGAGCCCUCAAACCAAAUACGUCCGAUUGCUAGUUCAUUUUUGGGGAGAAAUGGAUUCCUUAAACGAGGACUUCAAACUCUUGUAGAAUCCAGCAAGCAAGUACUCGAAGAUGCGGAUAGAAACAGUACCUGUAAUUUAAAGGCUGGAUCUGAUAGUGCCAUCUCCAACCCAAUCAAUAAUGAGAAGUCCUCGGUAUCUUACAAUGCCACAUCCAACUUUAAGAUAUCCCCACGACAUGAUCUUGCUAUGAUGUUUACUUGCAAGGUCUGUGAAACCAGAAACAUGAAGACAAUGUGUCGUGAGUCAUAUGAGAAGGGCGUGGUGGUGGCUAGAUGUGGUGGAUGUGAUAAUCUACAUCUCAUUGCUGAUCACCUAGGUUGGUUUGGUGAGCCAGGAAGCAUAGAGGAGUUUCUAGCUGCACGUGGAGAAGAGGUGAAGAAAGGUUCAGUUGAUACGUUGAAUCUUACACUUGAAGACCUGGCCGGAAAGAUUUCUUGAACAUGAGAUUAACUGUUGUAUGUAUGUUGAUUAGCGAUAAGAGUUGCUUUGGAUUAUCCAGGCUGUGUUGGUUCCAUUUUUAUUUUUUGAUUAUAUAAUUCAUGUCUGCAAUAGGGUCUGAUCUAAGUCGUGUCUACUUGAUAAUAUCAAAGUGGGGAGUUGGAAAAAUGGAAUGGUAUAGAAACAAGAAGAUUCAAGUUGUACCCCAGAGCUUGUGAAUUGUCUCUAAUGAUACAACUGUGUAUUUUCCAGAUUUUUAUAUGCAGACUGAAUUAAGUCGA
Daucus carota subsp. sativus is the source of this 909-nucleotide messenger RNA. RefSeq lists its product as uncharacterized. Lineage: Eukaryota; Viridiplantae; Streptophyta; Magnoliopsida; Apiales; Apiaceae. The transcript has 2 exons. Gene Ontology annotation, molecular function: zinc ion binding; protein-folding chaperone binding. Bases 56 to 628 code for a protein of 190 amino acids. The record is from RefSeq and is a predicted model, not a curated record. Gene Ontology annotation, biological process: protein folding; protein stabilization; protein import into mitochondrial matrix. Gene Ontology annotation, cellular component: mitochondrion.